Messenger RNA from Aethalodelphis obliquidens (Pacific white-sided dolphin), 918 nucleotides. RefSeq names its product dehydrogenase/reductase SDR family member 2, mitochondrial-like. The record is from RefSeq and is a predicted model, not a curated record. NCBI's taxonomy places the organism in Eukaryota, Metazoa, Chordata, Mammalia, Artiodactyla, Delphinidae. Gene Ontology annotation, molecular function: carbonyl reductase (NADPH) activity.
AUGCCACUCUUCAUCCUGCGCAUAGCUAGGGUGGCACGCCUCUUCCCUUCCCAAGGGGCCUGGGUCCCCCGGGGCCUGUUCUGUCCCUGUGCUGGGCUCUCUGUGCUGCUGAGCAGCAGUGGGAUAGAACAAAAUGGCAUUCUGGCCAAUCAGGUAGCCGGGGUCACAGGGUCCACUGAUGGGAUCAGCUUCGCCAUGGCUCAGCGUCUGGCCCAGGAUGGGCCCCAUGUCGUGGUCAGCAGCCAGAAGCAGCAGAACGUGGACCUGGCGGUGGCAGCGCUGCAGGAGGAGGGGCUGAGCACUGUGGGCACCAUGUGCCAAGGGGAAGGCAGGGACCAGGAGCAGCUGGUGGCCACAGUCCUGGAGCACUGUGGGGACGUCGACUCCCUGGUGUGCAGCUCAGCGGUCAGCCCCCCGGUGGGGAGCACCCUGGGCGCCAGUGAGCAGGUGGGGGACAAGAUCAUCCUUGUGAAUAUUGAAGUCCCGGCUGUGCUGCUGAGCCGGCUGCUGCCCCUCGUGGAGAAAAGGGGGGAGGUGGUCCUGGUCUCCUCAAUGGCAGCCUAUAUUCCACUUGCCAAAACAGGAGCCUACAGCAUCAGUAAAAUGGCCCUGCUGGGACUCACCCAGACCCUGGCAGUGGAGCUGGCAUCAAAGAACAUCUGGGUGAACUUCCUGGUGCCAGGAAUCAUCAACACAGACUGCAGUCAAAUACUCUUUGAGGACCCAACUCUGUGGAACUGUUUGGGAAGAUUCCAUGGAAUACAGAGAGUGGAGUGGCCUGAGGACUGUGCAGAACUGGUGUCCUUCCUGUGCUCUUCAGAUGCCAGCUACAUCACUGGCAAGAACAUCAUGGUGCCCAACUUCUCCCCCACCUCUGAGGGGUAUGAGCACAGAGCUCAGGCUUGCCUCUUGAUGUGA